GAAGGCAGCGGGGAGGAAAAGGGCCGGAUAUCCCCCCGGAGGAGGGGCUCCAAAGCCAGCCCAGGGUGCUCUGAGGAGGAAAGAGCCAACCUGUGCCGGGAAGGUGGCCGGAGCUUGAGGUGGAACUCUGACCUGGUGGUCCCUGAGCAGCCUUCCAGCAGGGAGAAACCCUUCAGGUGCCUGGAAUGUGGGAAGAGCUUCAGGCAGAGCUCCCACCUCCUCACCCACCAGCAUAUCCACACUGGGGAACGACCCUACACGUGUGGGGAAUGUGGGAAGAGCUUCAGGGACAGCUCCACCCUCCGCAAACACCAGCACAUCCACACUGGGGAACGGCCUUACACAUGUGUGGAAUGUGGGAAGACUUUCAGGCAGAGCUCCCACCUCCUCACCCACCAGCACAUCCACACUGGGGAACAGCCCUAUUUAUGUGGGGAAUGUGGGAAGUGCUUCAGCAGGAGCUCCAGCCUCCAUUCUCACCAGCUCAUUCACACCAGGGAACGGCCCCACCUUUGUGGGGAAUGUGGGAAGAGCUUCAGCCAGAGCUCUCACCUGCUCACCCACCAGCACAUCCACACUGGAUUACGGCCCUACCUCUGUGGGGAAUGUGGGAAGAGCUUCAGGCAGAGCUCCACCCUCCACACCCACCAGCGCAUCCACACUGGGAAACGACCCUACAUGUGUGGGGAAUGUGGGAAGAGCUUCAGUGACAACUCCAGCCUCUGCACCCACAAGCACAUCCACACCGGGGAACGACCCUACAAGUGCUUGCAAUGUGGGAAGAGGUUUCAGACCAGCUCAGAUCUCCUGAAACACGAGCGGACGCACACGGAUGAGAGGCCCUUCCGCUGCACCGACUGCGGGAAGGGCUUCAAGCAGAACUCCCACCUCGUCACCCACCAGCGCAUCCACACUGGGGAGAGGCCCUACAAGUGUGGGGAGUGUGGGAAGAGCUUCACCGACAGCUCUACCUUGACCAAACACCAACGGACUCACUGGUAAGAGAAGCCCCACCAGUGCCCCGACUGCGGGAAGAGCUUUGGCCGCUGCUUCCACCCCGAAUGAAGCCUCUGAGGGGGAGGCAACCCCUGGAGUCCAGUGACUGUCAGUCCAUCCCUUUCGACCACAAAGGGCCAGUCCCCUUU
Molecule: messenger RNA, 1145 nt
Organism: Chiroxiphia lanceolata (lance-tailed manakin)
Lineage: Eukaryota; Metazoa; Chordata; Aves; Passeriformes; Pipridae
Product: zinc finger protein 239-like
Exons: 1
Source: RefSeq, a predicted model, not a curated record